AUGGCACGAGUAGCCGAUUCCGCCUACGCUGGCGAGGUCCUCGUCGGGGGUGCCGAGCCCCUGGCUGGGCCGAUGGGAGUGGCGCUGGCACCCGACGGCGGGCUCAUCGUGGUGGAUACCGACCAGAAUCGCAUCUUGAAAUGUCCGAACUGGCAGCUACAGGGCUUCCAGCAAGCGGCCUGCGCACUCCUGGCUGGUGGAAGCAGCAGUGGCUUCGAGGCCGAUAGGCUACGUACGCCGUACACGGCGCUUCCGGCGCAAGUUGUAGGUGAGACCUUCGGUCUCGUCGUCGCGGACACGCACAACCACCGAAUUCAGUAUUGGCCCGCAGGCGCUACCCAGGGGUACACUCUCGUGGGGGGGCCGGGCGUUGGUGCGCCGGGCUACACAGGGCCUGGUGAGCUCCAGUUUCCAGCUGGCAUCGCGCUGGAUGAGGAUGCCGGUUACCUCUACGUCUCCGACACCGGGCACCACCGGGUCGUGCGCUACACCCUCGAUGCGAACAUGCAAGUAGUGGGGGCCGGCGUCACUGUGGCCGGCACCUACGGCACGUCCGGCACGGACGCGAAUUUGCUGGACAACCCCACAGCACUUUUCCUCGAUGCACCUCGACACCGCCUUUACGUCGCAGAUGCAAGGAACAACCGAGUGAUGCUGUGGCUGCUGACUCCGUACCUUCUCGAUAGCGAGGGCAUCACCGCGAGGCGGCUGUCAUCAAUAGACUCAGACACGGACGGCAAUGAAACAGGCAACACAACAACGAGCAUCACAGAAACUACGACCUCAACUGCAACAACCUCGUCUACAUACACUUCCACGAUCUCUUCCACAAGAACGACCUCAACCACCACCUCGACGACGUCCACGAUGUAUGAAGGACCGCGAUAUCAGCUUUACAUCACGGGCCUAGUGGGACGCCCCUACGGCCUCUUUUCGCAAGAUGACGCCUGGAGUGCAGAUGAGGUGUUCCUGCCAUGCGCAUAUGAGACACUACAUCAAUGUUGA
Symbiodinium sp. CCMP2592 is the source of this 1005-nucleotide messenger RNA. Lineage: Eukaryota; Dinophyceae; Suessiales; Symbiodiniaceae. The record is from the annotation of a GenBank genome assembly.